AUUGCAUCACAUUCCGUACCCGGUGAUUCUUACGUGCAUGCUCACGAGAGCCAAAUCCUGGUUGCGCGAGCAUUCCUCCCGGCACCGAAAGACUCCGAUUAUAGGAUCUGGCUGCAUGUGGUGAGAGACGCACGUACCAACAGCACUUGAUAUCGAAUCACGAUCAAUGGCGCCUCAUCAACGCUUGCGCACGGCAAGGCCUGUUUUCAGAAGCUCACUGCGCUGUAUCACAGGCGAGGCUGCGAGUUCAGCGAACAUCGCCCGCCACUUGCCGCAUAUUUCCGGCAGCCCCAGGGCCCCAGACACUAUCGGCCAUUUCUCCCCAGCAUCGGUGACUAUUCGGUCUUCCUUCUCUUCAUUUUCUACCUCUUCGUUUCUGUCCUCGCCUCUCCUUUCCACUGGCAGAUUGCCCUCGCAACUUCAGCAGCAGCGAUCGUUUGGGACGACAGCCGCCGCCAUGGUUGCCACAAAGCUUGACGGCAACAGCAUUGCCAAGGCCAUUCGCGAACGGCUGGGCGCAGAAAUUGCUGAGAAGCAGAAGAAGAACCCCCGCUAUCACCCCAGCCUCAGAAUCAUCCAAGUUGGCGAUCGUUCCGAUUCCACUACCUAUGUGCGCAUGAAGCUCAAGGCCGCCGAGGAGGCCCGCAUCGACUGCAAGUUGCUUCACUUCCCAGAGGACAUUACCGAGAUCGAGCUCCUCGACCAGAUCCGUCGUCUUAACAACGACGAUGCUGUCAACGGCAUCCUUGUCCAGCUGCCUCUCCCCAAGCACAUCUCCGAGGCAAGCAUCACCUCUGCUGUCGCUGACGAGAAGGAUGUUGACGGCUUUGGAACCAACAACAUUGGCGAGCUUGCCAAGCGCGGCGGCCAGCCCAUCUUCACUCCCUGCACUCCCAAGGGUGUCAUCACCCUGCUGAAGGAAGCUGGCGUUGAGCUUGCUGGUAAGAAUGCUGUGGUUAUUGGCCGCAGCAACAUUGUCGGUGGCCCUGUUACACAGCUCCUGAACCGAGCCAAUGCCACCGUCACCAUGUGCCACUCCGCGACGAGCGAUCUUCCCGCCUACCUCAAGAAUGCCGACGUUGUCGUCGUUGCUAUUGGAGCUCCCAACUUUGUCAAGGGCGAGUGGUUGAAGCCUGGUGCUGUUGUCAUCGAUGUAGGAACCAACUACAUUCCCGAUGCUACACGCAAGUCCGGCCAGCGACUUGUAGGUGAUGUCGAUUUCGACUCCGCCGUUGAGGUCGCUUCCGUCAUUACCCCCGUUCCAGGCGGUGUUGGCCCUAUGACCGUUGCCAUGCUGUUGGAGAACGUUGUCGAGGCCACAAACAGCUUUUUCGAGAAUGAGAAGCUUAGGCAGACUGUGCCCCUCCCGCUUCACCUUCAGUCUCCCGUUCCGUCAGACAUUGCCAUCUCCCGCGCCCAAGCCCCCAAGCAGAUUACCCGUGUCGCAUCAGAAAUUGGUAUUGAGGCCCACGAGCUGGAGCCUUACGGAGCAUACAAGGGCAAGGUCGACCUUGGCUUGCUCAAGCGACUUGAGCAUCGACGAAACGGCCGCUAUGUCGUUGUCACUGGUAUCACCCCAACACCUCUUGGUGAGGGCAAGUCCACCACCACCAUGGGUCUGGCUCAGGCCCUCGGCGCUCACGUUGGCCGAAUUUCUUUCGCCAACGUGCGACAGCCCAGCCAAGGACCGACAUUCGGUAUCAAGGGUGGUGCUGCUGGUGGAGGUUACAGCCAGGUCAUCCCCAUGGAUGAGUUCAACAUGCAUCUCACAGGCGACAUCCACGCCAUCACCGCGGCGAACAACUUGUUGGCCGCCGCCAUUGAGACGCGUAUGUUCCACGAGAACACUCAGAAGGAUGGCCCCCUGUACCGCCGUCUGGUACCUGCCAAGAACGGCGUGAGAAAAUUCCUUCCCUCUAUGCUGGGUCGUCUCAAGAAGCUGGGUAUCGACAAGACCAAACCUGAUGAGCUGACUCCUGACGAAAUCCGCCGCUUCGUCCGGCUGGAUAUCGACCCGGAGACAAUCACCUGGAGGCGCGUAUUGGACGUCAACGAUCGCCACCUUCGAGGCAUCACUGUUGGCACCGCUCCCACAGAGAAGGGGCACUCUCGUGAGACAGGCUUUGAUAUUUCUGUUGCCAGUGAGUGUAUGGCCAUCCUGGCGCUCAGCACUGACCUCGCCGACAUGCGCAGCCGCUUGGGCCGCAUGGUCAUUGGCACCUCUCGCGGCGGCGAUCCCGUCACUUGCGACGACAUUGGUGCCGGCGGUGCUCUUACCGCUCUGAUGAAGGAUGCUAUCAAGCCCAACCUCAUGCAGACCUUGGAGGGUACCCCCGUCUUCGUCCACGCGGGUCCUUUUGCCAACAUCAGCAUUGGCCAGAGCUCCAUUCUUGCCGAUAGGCUGGCUUUGAAGCUUGCGGGCACUGAGCCCGAUGAGGAUCACAACGAAAAGACGGGCUUCGUCGUCACCGAGGCCGGUUUCGACUUCACCAUGGGUGGCGAGCGCUUCUUUAACAUCAAGUGCCGCACUUCAGGUCUCGUGCCCGACGUUGUCGUCGUCGUCGCUACCAUCCGUGCCCUCAAGGUGCACGGUGGCGGCCCCCCCAUCGCUCCCGGCGCUGCCCUCGAUGCUGUCUACAAGCAGGAGAAUGUCGAAAUCCUCCGAGCUGGUUGUGUCAACCUCAGGAAGCAGAUUGCCAACGCCAAGUCUUUUGGCAUCCCCGUUGUCGUUGCCAUUAACAAAUUCGCUACCGACACCGAGGCCGAGAUCGCCGUUCUCCGUGAAGAGGCUAUUGCCGCUGGUGCUGAAGAUGCCAUCCUUGCUGAUCACUGGGCCAAGGGCGGUCUGGGUGCUGUUGACCUGGCCAAGGGAGUCAUUGCUGCCAGCGAGAAGCCCAAGGAGCUGAAGCUGACUUAUGGCCUUGACGGCUCGAUCGAGCAGCGCCUCGAGGCCAUUGCUCAGAAAAUGUACGGUGCUGCCAACGUCGAGUUCAGCGAGCUUGCUCAGAAGAAGAUCGACACGUACACCAAGCAGGGCUACGGCAACCUGCCCAUCUGCGUCGCCAAGACUCAGUACUCUCUGUCUCAUGACCCUGACCUGAAGGGUGCGCCCACUGGCUUCACGGUGCCCAUCCGAGACGUUCGCAUGGCUGCCGGUGCAGGUUACCUGUAUGCUCUGGCUGCGGAUAUCCAAACCAUUCCCGGUCUUCCCACCGCCCCUGGCUACCUCAACGUCGACGUCGAUCUUGAGACUGGCGAGAUUGACGGUCUUUUCUAAAUUCAUCGUACACUUCUUUUUUCUUUUUCUCCUUUUCUUUUCUUUUGGCAUUCAUGGGUUUUCCAUGCAUUGAUUGCCAUGUUAUCAAUGUUGGUGAAAACAUAUAUAUAUACCCAGAGACUCAACGUGGGGCACGAUAAGGAUGUAUGGAAUAUGGGAUUUUAUGACGGCUGGUGCAUCUUCAACAUAUGGCGCAGGCAUGCAAGGUACCGGGUUAUGAUUUGGAUGAUUGACCCGUUUAGAGUAAACAAGAGAUGCUAGAGCAUACAAUAGAAUUGCUUGGAUAGCAC
Messenger RNA from Trichoderma harzianum CBS 226.95, 3567 nucleotides. RefSeq lists its product as hypothetical. The record is from RefSeq and is a predicted model, not a curated record. Gene Ontology annotation, cellular component: cytosol. Gene Ontology annotation, biological process: tetrahydrofolate interconversion. Lineage: Eukaryota; Fungi; Ascomycota; Sordariomycetes; Hypocreales; Hypocreaceae. The transcript is spliced from 6 exons. Bases 167 to 3277 code for a protein of 1036 amino acids. Gene Ontology annotation, molecular function: methylenetetrahydrofolate dehydrogenase (NADP+) activity; formate-tetrahydrofolate ligase activity; ATP binding.